Molecule: messenger RNA, 1039 nt
Organism: Daldinia caldariorum
Lineage: Eukaryota; Fungi; Ascomycota; Sordariomycetes; Xylariales; Hypoxylaceae
Exons: 1
Coding region: 211-693 (160 amino acids)
Source: RefSeq, a predicted model, not a curated record
UAACUACCUAUAAAAUACAAUAAGAGGUAGGUACGAUAGGUAAUACCUUAGGUAUAUUUUAGGUAGGUAGCUGACUUAUAAGUCAACCGGUCCUUCUCCAAUCUUCACCUUUACCUUUACCUUCACCUUCACCAAAUCAAAUCAAAAGGGGGGGAAAUCGGUAUUAUAGAAACCAUAUCACAGGUACCAAGUUGUCGUCAACCACCCACCAUGACUUCAACUACCCCCGACAACCCCGUCGGCCUGCUAGACCUCCCGGCGGACAUCCUCGUCAUGCGCCCCGAUUUCCUGCACAACAUCGAGGACUACCUAAACCUGUCCGCGACGUGCGGCGCCCUGAGGAAGUGCCUGGAUGCACCGUCCCGCACCGUCCUGCGCCUGGCGCGAGUCCUUCGAUCAAGGCCCCGGGCGCCCGCCGGACGCCGACUACCGUUUCUACAAGAAGCUUCUGCUGGUGAACGUGGUGCACUGCACUGCCAGGGGCUGGAGGGCCUGGGGAUGAUGAUGAACGGGAACGAGAUUGCGGAGCGCUUCAAGCCCCGCAUCCGGGAGCGGAGGGAGGGACAAGAUCGAGCGCGGGGAGGAAAUACAGUACCUGCGCCGAUCAGCAUGGGCGAUUGGGAGACGCACGAGUAUCCGAACCUAUGGGGAGACAUUCAAGUAUGUUUUGAGGGGUAUUACAUGAGGGCUUGAGUACCUCCCACGGUACACAGUACCUAAAGUAUAAGAAAAUUGUCUGGUAAUAAGAAAAGGUGAGCCAUAAUCUAUAUACCUCGGGUACCUAUAGCCUUAAGUAGUACCAAUACUAUAAAAAUAUAGAACCUGAGAUACCAAUAUAAAAACCUUAUACUCAAAAUCCCAGGCCAUAACAUGGAAAUCUAUUGAAAUACAACACAUCCCAUAUCAUGAAUGCCAUCAAGGAAUAUACCUAACCACCAGCACCGCACACUCCAGCUGAACAUGUCCAAAACAUAGAAUACCAACUUUUCUAAGGAAUACAAUACUCACCACAUCCAUUUUCACUAGGUAAUAACAUACA